Mus pahari (shrew mouse) is the source of this 441-nucleotide messenger RNA. Its product is annotated as exocrine gland-secreted peptide 1-like. Gene Ontology annotation, molecular function: pheromone activity. Lineage: Eukaryota; Metazoa; Chordata; Mammalia; Rodentia; Muridae. Bases 1 to 441 code for a protein of 146 amino acids. The transcript is spliced from 3 exons. The record is from RefSeq and is a predicted model, not a curated record.
AUGACAUCUUUACCAGUGAUGUUAGUUCUCAUAAUUCUGCUGCUGCCACCCAUGAUCACUGAAGGAAGUAUGAAUGUUCUGACACAGACUGGAAAAGAAGCUACCAUAUCUGCUAAUCACAAGACAAACUACAAGGUUGACUUGGAAAAACCUGACUCUCAAGGAGAACAAAACAUCCCAGAGGCCUUUGAGAUAAUCCUCUGUGCCUGUAAUCACGAUGAAAAGUUGCUUAAAGACCAGGCAAAUGAUGAUCAACACGAGUUAAAACUGUCUAAAUAUUUUACUGCCCUGAGCAAAUGUCAUGCUCAGAAGAAUCAAGUGGACACAGUAAAUUUCAGAAUUAUACCCCCUAGGCUUCAUGGGACCAGAGAGGUUCCUGGUGUCAUACCUGCUGUGCGUUUUACCAGGUUCUCUUUCAAGUCCUACAUCCUAUUUGGUUAA